Daucus carota subsp. sativus is the source of this 1884-nucleotide messenger RNA. RefSeq names its product glucan endo-1,3-beta-glucosidase, acidic-like. The transcript has 2 exons. The record is from RefSeq and is a predicted model, not a curated record. Gene Ontology annotation, molecular function: hydrolase activity, hydrolyzing O-glycosyl compounds. Gene Ontology annotation, cellular component: plasma membrane. Gene Ontology annotation, biological process: carbohydrate metabolic process. Bases 1 to 1884 code for a protein of 627 amino acids. NCBI's taxonomy places the organism in Eukaryota, Viridiplantae, Streptophyta, Magnoliopsida, Apiales, Apiaceae.
AUGCAUUCCAAGAUCCCUCUUGUGUUACUUUUACUUUCCUUACUUGUCACCGGGUCUUUGCAUAUUACUACAGGUUCUCGUCUGCUUAACGAACAACAAGUUGGAGCCCAACCAACAUGCGGACAAGAAGUUGGAGGCCAACAACCUUGUAGCCAGCAACCAAGUGGUCAAAAGCCUAGUGGCCAACAAGUCCAACAACCAGGAUCCCAACAAGGAAGUGGUCAACAACCUGGUGGCAAUCAAGACCAACCACCAAAAGUCGAACAAGGUAGCCAACAGGGAGGAGAUCAACAAAACUGUGGCAAACAAGUAGGAGAGGCAUCCCAAUGCGGUCAACAAGGUCAGCAAGGACAACAAAGCCAACAAGGUCAAUCGCAAGGACAACAAGGUGGAAACCAACAAGGACAAGAAGGUGGAAGCCAACAAGGACAACAAGGUGGAAACCAACAAGGACAACAAGGCCAACAAGCUGGAAGCAAUCAAGGCCAGCAAGGUGGAAACCAACAAGGACAACAAGGCCAACAAGAUGGAAGCAAUCAAGGUCAGCAAGGCAAACAAGAUGGAAGCCAACAAGGUCAACAAGGUGGAAACCAACAAGGCCAACAAGGUGGAGACCAACAAGGUCAGACAAGUCAACAAGGUGGAAGCCAACAAGGACAACAACAAGGUGGUAGCCAACAAGGUCAAGGGCAACAAGGUGGAAGCAACCAAGGACAACAAGGUGGAAGUAACCAAAGUCAACAAGGUCAACAAGGUGGAAGUAACCAAAAUCAACAGGGACAACAACAAGGUCAACAAGCUGGAAGCAACCAAUGUCAACAAGGUGGAAACCAACAAGGACAAGGACAACAAUCUUGCGGUCAACAAGGAGCACAACCUGUAGGUAUAUGUUAUGGAACAUUUGCUGACAAUCAACCAACAGCUCAAGAAGCCAUCUCUCUCAUCCAGUCCGUUGGGAUUCAAAGAAUGAGACUAUAUGGUCCUGACCAUAAUGCUUUACAAUCUCUUAGAAAUACAAGAAUUGAAGUUGUGAUUGGCGUCCCCAACGAACAACUUCAAUCAGUGGCCUCUUCACAGGAUAACGCUAAUCAGUGGGUUCAAGACAACAUCAAAAAUUAUCAAGAGGUUAAUUUUAGGUACGUUGUAGUUGGUAAUGGAAUAACUCCAGCCCACGAUCAAACUUCUCAGUUUGCGCAGUUUGUUCUCCAAGCCAUGCAAAACAUCCAGAACGCAAUUUCGGCGUGUGGGUUCCAAAAUAAAAUCAGAGUCACCACUGCCAUUGAUCAAUCUGAGAUUCUCAUCCAAUCUUGUCCACCAUCACAGGGUCAAUUUAGGCCAGAAGUUAGACAGUUUAUUGACCCCAUUAUCCAAUUUCUAGUAAACAAUAACAACGUACCAUUGUUGGUAAAUCUCCACCCUUACUUUAGCUAUGUGCACAACAAGGCAGAUAUUCCAUCAGAGUUGGAUGCACAUGGCAACAGCGGACAAACUCCACGCCUUGAAUAUGCUACUUUCCAACGUCAAGAUCCAAUUAUACAAGAUGGACCGCUUGGCUACACAAAUGUUUUUGACGCCAUGGUUGAUAGUGUACAUUCCGCUCUAGAGAAAGCCGGUGGAUCAUCUUUAGACGUGGUCGUGUCUGAAAUUGGUUGGCCAACUGAAGGGGGUGACGCGGCUACUAUUGAAAAUGCAUCAACCCAUAACAACAAGUUGAUUAACCAUGUACUCAACAAUGGAACUCCAAAAAGACCUCAGAAGCGUAUCGAGACUUAUAUCUUCAAUUUGUUUGAUGAGAAUAAAAGAGAUUCCGAGGAAUUUGAGAGGCAUUGGGGAGUCUUCAACAACAACAAGGAAGCGAAGUAUCAGCUCAGUUUCCAGUUUUGA